Messenger RNA from Daphnia pulex (common water flea), 2110 nucleotides. RefSeq lists its product as uncharacterized. NCBI's taxonomy places the organism in Eukaryota, Metazoa, Arthropoda, Branchiopoda, Diplostraca, Daphniidae. The record is from RefSeq and is a predicted model, not a curated record. Bases 165 to 1643 code for a protein of 492 amino acids. The transcript has 2 exons.
CUGCGAAAUGCAUUUCGCCUAGACCCUAAGGGUGUAGACCUACAUUUAUUCAGCUUUUUAAAGAACAAAAAGAGGGGGGUGUGCUGCCCUUUCCUCUUACCUGCACACGCCCUUUGCCAUUCAGACUUAUUUCAGCUCGCGUACAGUGCAGUCAGAAUUUCAGAAUGGCAGGCCCUAGUGAUUUUUAUGGUUGGCAUAGGCACCAGAGAAUGGACCCACGGGCCGUAGGUUUUCGUACUGAACAAGAAGCUAGAGAUUGGGCAAAUCGUUCUCGUGAUUGGAAUGGUCAGCCACGCGACCGUUUUGUUCACUUUGAUUAUCCAGAUAGAGAAAGGUCUCCUCUUCGAAACUAUCGAGAGUGGGCUCCCUCCUUUGACGCUCAACCGCCAUUGUUUAAUAUUCCACCCGUGAUUCCACCACCGGCUUUUGACGUUCCUCCGCGUGAUCAGUUUUUUCACGGAGACCGGUUUUAUCAAAAUGAUGUGGGGGAUCGACCAAGGGGGCGUGCGAAGGAACGGGGGAAUGGCGCCGAGUUUCCGUUAGAUGAUAGGAUCGAAGAAGAAGCCUACGUUCGUUUUAGCAAGCUAAGAGACUUGGAAGAAAGAGAGAAGCGGGAGAGCAGACAGGAGGAAGACGAAGAAGAUGGCGAGUAUCUUGAAGUAGAGGACGAAGAGGAAGAAGAGUUAGACGAGGGGGGUCCAAAGCUAGUGGACCGUCCAUGGCUACCAAAGGAGCGUACUCCCCAAGCCCCUGCCGCCGGAUCUAAGUCGAAAGGGAAGGCUCUAAAACCAACGCGCGCGGCAGCCGCGGCAGCCACGGCAGGCUCAUCCAAAGCAGCCAGUGAAUCAGGGGAAGUGACGGCGUUCAUCCCAACAGCGAUUUCAGACGAGAUUAGGGUUUGGCUAACGACUGGCCUGUCAACCGACGAUUCAAAAGCAAUCUCAAAGAAAUUUGAGCUCGAGUUUGAGGACCCGACUUUCUCGAUUAAACCGCCUAAGCUCGACGGCUUUAUGUUGAGGCAUGCUAAAGACAAAGAUCGAUUGAAAGGGGUUAAUGCUUCGGAGGAAGCGCUUAUACAGACUCAGCUUAAAAUAAUGGACGUUGCCCCACCUCUGUUUGAUUUAUACGCUAAAGUGUGUGCUCUUGGAGAGGGAGAAACGGUGACGCAAGCCAAGAAUACGGUGCGGGCCGUUUUACAACAGUGGGGUAGAGCGUACUACCACAUCACCCAAAGAAGAAGGCGAGCGGUUGUGACAUUGGUGGAACCGACAUAUGACUUCAUAUUGUCAAACCCUGACGCUUUCGCACCGGGAAAGGAGGCAACUGAGCUCCUUUUCACGGACAAAUUCUUAGAGACGAUGCUCAAGGAGGCGUCUCAAGACGCCACACUGGCAAGCUCAUCGGCGGCUCGAGCGAGGGCUAAGGCAGGUGGAAGAAAGGUAGCAGUGAACCCAGGCCCAUCUCAACGGGUGUUGCGCCCAAGGAGAGAAGCAGCGGCCCAAUUUCCCGUUGAAGGGAGGCAGAGUGGUGGGGUCGGAAGAGGACGACCGCCGGGUGCAACUGCUUGGACUCGAGGAGGUGAAAGAAAUCAAACCUUUCGUGGCCGGAAAGCUGGAGGUUAUUCUAGAAGCAAGAAUAACUAGACUGGCGAGAAAGUAAGAAGGCCCCAUUACGUGUUCAAGUUACGGCAGUUGGCAGAGCUGUCCAGAAGAAGAAGCGCACUAUUUUUUGCUGCAACCAUUAUGUUCAUGUUUCUGUGUUUCAUGAUAUGUUACCUUGGGAUAGAGUUUUUUUACCCUGAAGUCCUCAGGUUUUUUCUCGUAUCCCCCUCAAACUGUUAUUUGGAAGUUAUGUGUGAAAUUCUCUCUGAUUAUGUUUGAUAACAUGUAAUUGUGUUUGGUUAAAACCCUGUACACGGAUCUGUAGCUAUAAGUCUGAAUGGCAAAGGGCGUGUGCAGGUAAGAGGAAAGGGCAGCACACCCCCCUCUUUUUGUUCUUUAAAAAGCUGAAUAAAUGUAGGUCUACACCCUUAGGGUCGUCGUCUACAUUUAUUUCUUAUACAAUUUCAAUUACCCUUCAGGAUCGUAGAACGAUCCCUCGGGUAAUUUAC